Acaulospora morrowiae is the source of this 558-nucleotide messenger RNA. The record is from the annotation of a GenBank genome assembly. Lineage: Eukaryota; Fungi; Glomeromycota; Glomeromycetes; Diversisporales; Acaulosporaceae.
AUGGCAGAAUCAUGGAACGAGAUGGUAGAAUUGACAAUCAUGAAUUGCUGGAAAAAGAUGGACAUUUUGCCAUUAGUAUCUAAUGAUGAGAUUGAGUUUAAUAAGAAUGUACACCAGGAAUCAUCCGGGCAAGAGAAAUGUCAAAUUAGAGAACUAUUAAGUGAUUUCACAAGCAAAAAAAUAAAUCCAACCAUUAUACAAGAAAUACAAUACUAUGUACUGAUCACCAAUGCGAAUAUACCUAUCAAAGAAUUUCUCAAUGAUGCUCAAAUUGUUGAAAUUGUACUGGCAGAGCAAUUAGAAGACGAGCAAGGUAAUCUUAAUGACAGUAAUGAGGAAUUAUGCAACAUUCUAUCUUUAAAUAUAUUACUUGGAUUAAAAAAUUUUAUCAUAUUUUUUAAACAGCAGAUGAGUAGUGAUUUUAAUGCUGAUGACCUGAAGGUAUUUCAAAAAUACUUGCCUCUAAUGGAGAAAAAAAAUGCUGAAGCAAAGAAACAAAAAUCUAUUAUGGAUUUUUUUGACUCAUUAAAGAUUCAAGAGACUACCAAUAAUAAUUAG